This is a messenger RNA of Pistacia vera, 1152 nucleotides long. RefSeq names its product polygalacturonase-like. The record is from RefSeq and is a predicted model, not a curated record. Gene Ontology annotation, molecular function: polygalacturonase activity. Bases 1 to 1152 code for a protein of 383 amino acids. The transcript has 5 exons. Gene Ontology annotation, biological process: carbohydrate metabolic process. NCBI's taxonomy places the organism in Eukaryota, Viridiplantae, Streptophyta, Magnoliopsida, Sapindales, Anacardiaceae.
AUGAACAAUUUAAUCCUCUUCAUUACUUCAUCUUUAGGGAGUCCUGUGAGUUACAAUGUGGUCAGCUUAGGAGCUAAACUCGAUGCCAAAACUGACUCAACACAAGCCUUUCUUGAUGCAUGGACUAAAGCCUGUGGCUCCACUGAGGCCGCCACCGUUUAUGUGCCACAAGGGAGGUUCUUGCUAGGCAAAGUUGAGUUUAAAGGCCAAUGCAAGAACAAUGAUAUUACCUUACGUAUUGAUGGCACUCUUGUGGCUCCAGCAGAUUAUAACGUUAUUGGAAAUGCUGAUAACUGGUUAGUCUUUGAGCAUGUUAAUGGAGUUUCCAUUAAUGGUGGCACUCUUGAUGGCCAAGGUGCUGGCUUGUGGACUUGUAUAAAGACAGGCGAAAGGUGCCCCAGUGGCGCCACGACGCUAGAGUUUACCAACUCCAAUAAUAUUAUGAGAAAUGGAUUAACAUCGUUAAAUAGCCAGAAGUUUCAUAUUGUUAUCAACGAAUGCAACAAUGUGAAAGCACAAGGGGUUAAGAUUUCAGCCUCAGGCGAUAGUCCUAACACCGAUGGAAUUCAUGUGCAAUCAUCGAGCAGCGUCACAAUCUUGAACUCCAGGAUUGGCACUGGUGAUGAUUGUGUGUCGAUUGGCCCUGGUACUACCAAUUUGUGGAUUGAGAAUGUUGCAUGUGGCCCUGGCCAUGGGAUCAGCAUUGGUAGUCUUGGCAAGGAACAAGAAGAGGCUGGAGUACAAAAUGUGACAGCAAAAACUGUUACAUUUUCAGGCACUCAAAAUGGCGUUAGGAUAAAAUCUUGGGGGAGACCUAGCAGUGGUUUUGCUAGGAACAUUCUUUUUCAACAUGCCACCAUGAACAAUGUCCAGAAUCCUAUCGUUAUCGAUCAAAAUUACUGCCCUGACAACAAAAGUUGCCCUGGCAGGGCUUCACGGGUGAAAAUAAAUGAUGUGACAUACCAAGAUAUUCAUGGAACAUCAGCAACCAAAGUUGCGGUGAAGUUUGAUUGCAGCCUGGAGAAUCCAUGUUCUGGGAUAAGCUUGGAAGAUGUAAAGCUCACUUAUAAGAAUGAACCAGCUGAAGCUUCAUGUAGCCAUGCUGAUGGAUCUUCUUCUGGUUUUAUUCAGCCCAAUAAUUGUUUGGUGUAG